Messenger RNA from Agrilus planipennis (emerald ash borer), 2362 nucleotides. RefSeq names its product probable cytochrome P450 49a1. Lineage: Eukaryota; Metazoa; Arthropoda; Insecta; Coleoptera; Buprestidae. Gene Ontology annotation, molecular function: iron ion binding; heme binding; oxidoreductase activity, acting on paired donors, with incorporation or reduction of molecular oxygen. The record is from RefSeq and is a predicted model, not a curated record. The coding region runs from base 513 to 1916 and encodes 467 amino acids. The transcript has 8 exons.
CUUUGUGUAGACAAUUCUUCUUUUAAGUACCACAUUGUCUUCAUUUUACUUUUUUAGCAUGCCAGAAGUUCGUUACGACAAUAAGAGUAGACAGAACCCAGUCUUGGCAAAUACAGAUUUUACUUGUAAAGUUAAUAUGAGACGAGCUCCUUAUAAACAUCUUGUUAAGUAUGCGUAUGCGUAUGCUUGAGCUUGCUGGUUGUCUUCCACACCAUCUGAUCGCAAGGAACGACGUUGACGUCCUUGGGGACCUAUGUUGGUGACGUUUUAGCGACCAUGUAGUCGCAACCGAGACCUUUCCUUGGGGUCAACGGAAUCUAUAUCAUAGCAACAUUUCAAAGGACGACUGCCUUUUUACUUAAACUAGAAAAAUUAAUCGCUCAUUCUUUAGUUGUCUCUCUCUUUCAUAUGACUACGUAACUUAUACUGUUAAGAUGUCUCAAAUCAAAUUGUAAAAAACUUCUUGGACGAAUUUAAUAGAGAGCACAUGGUAAUUAAUUGUAAUCGUAGAUAUGACUACCAAAUGUAUUUCUUCCAUAAAAUCUUUUAAAGAAUUACCAACUUUACCAACAUGGCCGAUUAUUGGACACGCGUAUUUGUUUCUUCCUGGAGGAAAAUAUAAGUCGGAGAGGCUGUCUGAAGCUGUCGAGGAUUUAAAAGAGAUACUAGGACCCAUAUUUAGGCUCAGAUUAGGUGGAACUGAUAUGGUUAUUACAACUGACGCAGAUCAUACGGAAAUUUUAUUUAGAAAUGAGGGUAAAUUACCUUCUCGUCCACCAUUUCCCGCAUUGUUACAUUACAGGAAAGAGGCCUUCAAUAGUAUUGGAAUAGUACCCGGAAAUGGUAAAGAGUGGUACCGAUUUAGAAGUUAUGUCUUGCCGCUUUUGAAGAAAAAUUUGGUACAAUCUUAUCAAGCUAAACACGACGCUAUAGCUUCGACUUUUGUAGAUUAUAUUAAGAAACAUCGAACAGAAAACAGAACAAUGGAAGACUUGUAUAAACACUUGCUGAAAUUUUCAAUUGAAGCAAUUUCAAUUACUUCACCCGGAAAACGAUUUCACUGUCUACUUGAAAACACAGUAGAAACAGAACAAAUAAUAAAAGCCAGCAUUGGAUUCAUGGACGGAUUAUACAAAACAUUUAUAGGGCCUCCUAUUUGGAAACUGUACAAAACCAAUGCUUACAAACAGUUAGAGUUCUCUCACGAAACAAUAUACGGAGUAAUAAAGGAUACUCUCGAAGACAUGAAACACCAACAGCAGAAAGAUCCUGAAACUCUUCUGAAGCAGAAUCCUUUCAUGUAUUCGUUAUUAAACAACAAAGCUAUGAAUUGGAAUGAUAUAAUAAUGGUAGCCCUCGAGAUAUUUUUGGGAGGGCUUGAUGCUACCUCUGCAACCCUUGCUUUAACUUUGCAUUAUUUGGCCCACAAUAAAAAAGCACAAUCUAGAGCAAGAGAAGAAGUUUUACAGUCUCAACAAGAAUAUAAAUAUUUGAAAGCUUGUUUAAAGGAAACAUUAAGACUGAAACCUACAGCUGGAGCUAAUAGUAGAUUUUUGGCCAAUGAUACUGUAAUUGAGGGAUUUGAGGUACCUUCUGGGACGUUAGUAACAGCGUUUUCGUCAAUAACUUCGACUGAUGCAAAGUAUUUCGAUAAUCCGAAGUCCUACGUACCUGAAAGGUGGCUUAGGGAUCAUAGACGAAAUAUUCAUCCAUUUGCUUCCCUCCCUUUCGGAUAUGGACCCAGGAUGUGUCCCGGAAGACGACUGGCUGAGCAAGAAAUGAUUACUUUAUUAAAGAACGUUCUACUUAAUUUUGAAAUUACUUCCCUCGAAAGUCCAGAAAUUGGUAUGAUAUAUCGUAUGAACAGAAUUCCAGAUAGACCAAUAAAUAUACAAUUUCUGGACUUAAAACUAUAAUUCAUUUUUGAAUUCCUUAUGCAUGUUUAAUUUUGGAGAAUAUCUUAAGUAUCAUUAAUGAAUAAAUCACAGUGAUUAAUAAAAGAAAGGCUUAAUACAAAUUGCUAAAUAUUUAUUCUCAAUUUGCAAUCAUACAUAUUUAAUAAUAAUUAUAUUUCGAUAUACAAUUUGAUAUUUACAUUUCAAUCUGAUAUUUAAAUUUUGUACAAUAAAAUUUCAUUAAAGCUUGCGAGACAAUGAUUAACACUUUUCACUUAUUUUACUUGGAAAACUCAAUUUCUAGAACACUUUUGCCUGAAAUCAGUUUCCUAAAUCUAUAUAUUUGCAGUAGUAAAAAAUUCUAAAUACUACGCAUGUGGUGUUUUACAAGACCUGAACUAAUUGAAACCUUUCAGGCAAUUGUGUCUUAAUUUUUAUCAUGCCAUUGCUAUUGUCGCUCAUUUUUA